CCAUACCAACAGUUCAGUCUAAACAAAAAUAUACAGAAAGCGCCUAUGAGGUAUGAGCCUCCCUUUGGCGCGCUUCGUCCUUCCCUCUAGGCUCUUCUCAGAAGCCGCAACUACCGGAAAACGUAACGGUCGUCUUAUUUCAACCCUCAAGAAAAGGAAAUUUACUUCAGCUGCCACCCACAGAGCUCAACACAAGGCAGGUGAAGAGGUAUUGGUGGUAGUUGGAGCUGGAGCAGCUGGGGUUUAUGGAGCAAUUAGAGCUAAAACCCUGGCUCCUAAUCUCAAUGUGGUGCUCAUUGAGAAAGCAAGGCCCCUAGCCAAGGUGAAAGUUUCUGGGGGAGGAAGGUGCAAUGUGACAAAUGGGCAUUGUAUUGAAGCCAUGAUGUUGGCAGAAAAUUAUCCGAGGGGUCAUAAAGAAUUGAAAGGAGCGUUCUUCAACACGCACGGGCCGGUGGAUACCAUGACUUGGUUUUCUGACCAUGGGGUGGAGCUGAAGACUGAGGAUGAUGGAAGGGUGUUUCCUGUCAGCAACAGUUCGUCUACGAUUAUUGAUUGUCUCAUGUCUGAAUCGACGCGGUUGGGAGUUUCUCUGCAGACCGGAAAAGCUGUGAUAACUGCAUCUCCUACUGAUGGUGGAAAAUUUCUUCUAGGCAUUGAAAAGCGUACACCCAGUUCUGUUGAAUAUGUUGAAGCUGAUUAUCUUUUGAUUGCCAGCGGUAAUGGCAAGCAGGGUUACAGUCUUGCAUCUCAGCUUGGUCAUUCAAUUGUCGAUCCCGUACCAAGUCUAUUUACUUUCAAGAUUGAGGAUCCACAGCUGGCCGACUUGUCAGGGAUUACAUUCCCUAAAGUCAAGGCAAAGCUGAAAACAGAGAAUGCCCAAAGGAAUAUACCACAGCUUACACAGGUUGGACCUGUGUUAGUCACACACUGGGGAUUCAGUGGGCCAGCAAUUCUUCGCUUAUCUGCUUGGGGUGCCUGUGUUUUAUCCUGUACAGGUUACAAAGGAACUCUUAUUCUGGACUUUACACCUGAUGUGCAUAUAGAAGAUGUGAAAUCAAUCCUCACACAACACAAAAAUAAGUUUGUGAAGCAAAAGGUAGCUAAUUCAUAUCCUACAGAAUUUGGCCUUGUGAAGAGAUUUUGGAAAUAUAUAUUGGGUCGCCAGGGUUUACUUGGUGAUAUCUUGUGGGCAUCCAUCUCAAAGGACUCAUUAGUUUCUAUUGCUCAUAUGCUAAAGCACUGUGACUUUUCUGUUAAAGGAAAGAGUCAAUAUAAGGAUGAAUUUGUCACUGCUGGUGGUGUUCCACUUUCUGAGAUAUCAUUGAACACAAUGGAAAGCAAAAUACAGUCACGCCUAUUCUUUGCAGGGGAGGUAUUGAAUGUUGAUGGGAUAACUGGUGGUUUCAAUUUUCAGAAUGCUUGGUCUGGGGGAUAUAUUGCGGGAACUAGUAUCGGUAAACAAGCGGUUAGUGCUAAACUCUGUGAGGCGAAUUCAGUAAGCAAUUUCUAGUGAUGAUAAUGGGAAGACUUGGGACACAAGUAUUUGCUAACCAGUGCUGACCUAGUAUAGUUGGUUAAACUACCAAAUGCUCGUUUUUGAAGUACCCUGUUUAACAUGUGAACCCUCCCAACAAUAUUGUUAGCCAAUCUUAAUCGUGAACAAAUAUGUCGACCGACUGCGUUCAAUGAACAAAUGGACGUUUCUGCGUACAGUAUGCUUCAUGUUCAUGAUUUUGAAAGGUGCAUAUACUAAGGUGAAUGGUCGACAAAGUUAAUUCUCAAUCGAUUGCCUUUUUCGCUUUGUAUAAAGAGACAUUAGUAGCUGUCGACUUCAGUAGCUUGUACAUUCUACAGUUCUGCUAAAAUUGCUUCCUA
This is a messenger RNA of Rosa rugosa (rugosa rose), 1875 nucleotides long. RefSeq lists its product as uncharacterized. NCBI's taxonomy places the organism in Eukaryota, Viridiplantae, Streptophyta, Magnoliopsida, Rosales, Rosaceae. The record is from RefSeq and is a predicted model, not a curated record. The transcript is spliced from 16 exons. Bases 53 to 1510 code for a protein of 485 amino acids.